This is a messenger RNA of Seminavis robusta, 1218 nucleotides long. The record is from the annotation of a GenBank genome assembly. Lineage: Eukaryota; Bacillariophyta; Bacillariophyceae; Naviculales; Naviculaceae.
UCGUCUGGCCCUCAGGAAGCAAAUGGAAAGAUCCGGUGCGCAGGUCUCAAAGAUUCGGUUGACGGGGUUUGGAGGCAUCCAGAAUCGAAGGGAGAGGGGUGAAGGACACAAACCGCACAACUGAAGAGCUCCAUACGAUCUGUUCCAUCCUUAUUGCCUGCAAUAAUGCCCGUCACAAAUGUUUUGGUAACAGGAGCCAAUGCUGGCCUUGGCAAGGAAUGCUGUCGUCAGCUUGCACUCCUUGAUGGCAUUGAAAAAGUAUACUUGGGAUGUCGCAAUGAAGAGAAAGCCAAAGCUGCCAAAGCAAGCUUGGAAGAAUCAACAGGAAAAAUGGGUGUGUUUGAAAUUGUCCUUAUGGAUGUUUCCAAGUUGGACAGUGUCAGAGAGGCCAUCCAAAUGUUCAAGAAAGAUUCGGUUAUUCUGGAUGGCAUUGUUCUGAAUGCUGGUGGCGGCGGAACAAAUCCAAUGGGAAUGGCAGCAGGAAUUGGUGUUACUAAUAUCUUUGCCUUGAAUGUCCUUGGGCAUGCCCUUUUCAUUGAUCUUGCUAUCCAGGAGAAGAUUUUCACAGCUGGCUCUGUGGUAUAUUCUGGAUCGGAAGGUGCUCGUGGCAUUCCAAGUUUUGGAGGUGUCAAACCAGUGCUUAAUAAUGGAGCAGUAGAAGAGUUCGUGUCAAUUGCAGAUGGGUCUAUGGAAGGUCUGAAUGACAAUAAUGUCUAUGCUUAUGCCAAAUGCACUGCUGCUUUGUGGAUUGGAUCCCUAGCUCGCAAACACCCCUAUCCCGAGAGCAAAAUGAGGUUCGUUACCAUGAGCCCGGGGGGUACAAAAAGCACAAAUGUAUUCGACCCCUUGCCCAUUCCAAUGCGGUGGAUUUUAAAAACCACGUUUCAAGUGAUGUCGCUAUUGGGGAAGGUCCAUGGUCUGGAAACUGGUGCCAAGCGAUACAUGGAUGCUCUGACUGAGGACGGAAAUGCUACAUACAAAAGUGGUGUGUUUUAUGCCUCAACAGAUGAGAAUUCUAUCACCGGGCCAACUGGAGACCAAUCCAUCAUCUGGGAUGUGUUUGCCAAUGAAAUUUACCAAGACAAUGCCUACACAGCAAUUGACAAACUUCUCAAGUAGACUAGUACAAGUGUAUCUUUCAUAAAGUCAUCUUCUACAGCAAGCAAAACUCAAAAUCAUUGCUAAGGGUACUAGUCUAUGUCUGUGCCGGCUGCGUAG